AUGGCCACGCGGCGAAUACUUCAACCGCUGGUACGGGCGACGAGGCGACCCACGACCAGUACCAUUGCUAUCACGAUCCCCACGCGCACGACGAGCACGAGCACGAGCAGAGCCUACGCUACCUCCAAGCAGCCGAGUGCCACCUCCCGCUUCUAUAAGACCUUCACCCGACCAGUCGCCAAGGCUCUCCUGCUCGCCGUCUUCUCCUAUCAAGUCGUCUACUGGUCGUGGAUGAAACUCGAAGCAGAUGAGUACCGCGCCGAGACGGAUGCCACAAUCAUGAAGCUCGAGGCCAACGUCGCCACCUACGACAACGGAGCGAAGAGCAAGCCCGUGGGCGAGGACACCUCGGUAAAAGGCCAAUAA
Drechmeria coniospora is the source of this 366-nucleotide messenger RNA. RefSeq lists its product as uncharacterized. The transcript is spliced from 3 exons. Bases 1 to 366 code for a protein of 121 amino acids. The record is from RefSeq and is a predicted model, not a curated record. NCBI's taxonomy places the organism in Eukaryota, Fungi, Ascomycota, Sordariomycetes, Hypocreales, Ophiocordycipitaceae.